This is a messenger RNA of Rhizoctonia solani, 696 nucleotides long. RefSeq names its product Transposase family Tnp2 protein. The record is from RefSeq and is a predicted model, not a curated record. Lineage: Eukaryota; Fungi; Basidiomycota; Agaricomycetes; Cantharellales; Ceratobasidiaceae. The transcript has 4 exons. Bases 1 to 696 code for a protein of 231 amino acids.
AUGCUCAACAAGGGAGCAGGGCAAUGGACACCAUUCACGGGCCAAAAGCAAGCUGAGGAAUCUGAUGGCGCAACACUUGUCUGUGGCUACCCCCUUGCGCUCUUAUUAAACCCACACUCAACCCUCCUUCCCAUUGACCAACAUCUAAGACAACAAAUUGUGCACUAUCUCACAACUUCAUUUGAGAUACUGUCCGACGUAGCCAAGGAGCUUAUUCCUGACAAGCUGGAGCAGUGGGGACGUCUUUGGAUUGGGAACGGGGGCAAUGAGGUUCAUGCACAUGGGUAUCACAAGCUGCGUUCCAACAGAAGGGAUGCAGCAUUUGUUUGCUACAAGCUUAUGGUAGACCAGGACGCCAACCUAGUCUUGGCAAACAAACGCCUUGAAGAGGAAAGUCAAUAUGGCAAACUCCGGCAUGUAUUUGUUGUGACAAUCCCGCCAAAAACCCCCAACAUCAACCCAAGCCGCAAGAAGAAUCAAUACCUAUUGCUUGCACAAAUAUACAAAGCACCGGUUGAGAGCGACAAAAUAGAAGGCAAGAAGCUCAUCUGGUACAAGGGUAAAUUGGGUACGGGUGAGGUUGUUGACGUUUCAACUAUCCAGUGUGCGGUCGGACGCAUAAAGGAUGGUAAUAGAUGGUGGAUAGUUGACAGGAGCGCUGAUAAUACCUUUGCUUACCCAGAAUUUAUAGAUUAA